This is a messenger RNA of Thrips palmi, 921 nucleotides long. Its product is annotated as acetylcholine receptor subunit alpha-like 1. The coding region runs from base 667 to 921 and encodes 84 amino acids. Gene Ontology annotation, molecular function: extracellular ligand-gated monoatomic ion channel activity. The record is from RefSeq and is a predicted model, not a curated record. Gene Ontology annotation, biological process: monoatomic ion transport. NCBI's taxonomy places the organism in Eukaryota, Metazoa, Arthropoda, Insecta, Thysanoptera, Thripidae. The transcript is spliced from 6 exons. Gene Ontology annotation, cellular component: membrane.
GCCCCCGCAGCCGCCGCAGCCGCACGGAAUGCAGCCCCUGCGGCCCCAACAGGCCGCCCAACGUGAGCAAGACCGCGCGGUGCCCCGCGGACCCCGUGGACCCCGAGUACCAGCAGCACGGCCCAGCAGAUUUCCCGUGCUGGUCCAGAGUUCUCCAAUGACGUCACGGCGAAGCCUAUAAAAGCCACCCCCUCGCCUCCCCCAAAACAAGCUCCCCCAAAACGCAAGCCGCCCCUCCCUAAACACCAACGCCCCCCAAAAACGUGUCCCCAAAACGAAAAACUAAUAAACCUAAACUCCCCCAAAACUUUCGCCCCACGCCGUCUGCUCCUCUCCUACACCGCAACCAAACAAGUCUCCGCACCGGUCGGCCCUCCAAAUUUGAUUAAACGCGUUCGUAGUGCGAUGAGAAAGAGGGAAAAGAGAAAAAACCUGCCAACGCAAGUUAAAUAAUAAACUAAAACAUCAAAAAUUAUCAUAAAAUUAUCGUGAAGUGAGAGGGUGAUGACCACGCCCUGCCACCGUUGCACCCACUGCCGCAGCACGGCUGCCGACCAACACACGCAGCCACCUCCAGGCGAUGUACCGACCACCACACCCUGCCCUACGGAAUGUCGCAGAGGAUGCACGGAACCCAUCAUGUGACUUGGGUGGACCAGGCCUAAGAUGGGUUGGCUGCUGGCGGCGCUGCUGGUUGCUGUGAUGAGCGUGCUGUGCGUUGGCCGUGGCGCCGCUAACUCCGACGCCAAGAGGCUCUACGACGACCUGCUCAGCAACUACAAUCGCCUCAUCAGGCCCGUCGGCAACAACUCGGACAGGCUGACCGUACGCAUGGGCCUCAGGCUGUCGCAGCUUAUAGAAGUGAAUCUGAAGAACCAGAUCAUGACGACCAACAUGUGGGUGGAGCAGGAGCCAGAAUAA